Hyaloscypha bicolor E is the source of this 760-nucleotide messenger RNA. RefSeq names its product acyl carrier protein-like protein. The coding region runs from base 58 to 474 and encodes 138 amino acids. Gene Ontology annotation, molecular function: acyl carrier activity; acyl binding. Lineage: Eukaryota; Fungi; Ascomycota; Leotiomycetes; Helotiales; Hyaloscyphaceae. Gene Ontology annotation, biological process: fatty acid biosynthetic process. The record is from RefSeq and is a predicted model, not a curated record. The transcript is spliced from 6 exons. Gene Ontology annotation, cellular component: mitochondrion.
CAAAUUUAGACAUCGACCCUCUUCAGCCAUUCUCUCCGAGCCCUCACAACCCUCAAAAUGUUCCGAACAACUCUCCUCAGUUUAGCACGCAGUGCUACCGGCCAAGCAAUCCGAACUUCAGGCGCAAUUGCGCGCCCUGUUGCCCCAAGCUCAUUCAUCACAAAGUCCCGGUUCGCCCCUUCAGCUUUCCAAGCUGCAAGAUGUUACUCUGCGGCUGCGGGCCUGUCAAAGCCAGAAGUUGAGGGGAGAAUAGUUGAUUUGUUAAAGAACUUUGAUAAGGUUUCCGACCCGUCGAAGCUCUCACCUACAUCACACUUUUCGAACGACCUUGGCUUGGACAGCUUGGAUACCGUUGAGGUUGUGAUGGCGAUUGAGGAGGAAUUCAGCAUUGAGAUCCCUGAUAAAGAGGCAGAUGCCAUCCACAGUGUCGACAAGGCAGUCGAGUACAUUCUUGCCCAGCCAGAUGCUCACUGAAUAUUUGCAUUGUAUAUUAGAUGUUGAAGGGAGCUCAUAUAGGAGACCUAAGCAAGAUGGAUGGGCCAUUGAAUGACCACUCAUGGGGGGAACUUUGUACGACGAAUCAAUGUUGCAUCAGGAGCAUAUUGAUUCCUUCGUCUGUAAAAAUGUUUAGAUCAUCUUACUCUUUCCUCUAUGUGCGUUGCAGCUGCUGGUGUGAAAACAAGGCUAGCUUGCUAAACCCACCCGCUAAAAGUUCCAACCCACCAUCCCUGUUAGGUAAAUCUAUCAAAAUCGCAUUGCC